AUUUAAGGUUUUCCAUUGUGCCACUAAUCCGACAAAGUAAAAGUGAUUUGGUAACUAAAAAACUUGGUGGGUUUGCUAGCUAGGGUUUGUGAGUGAGUAAAGCCAGGGAAACAAUGGCGACAAGGGGGAUGAUGAUAGCAGAACUGGAGAAGAUGAGCGUGGAGCAGCUAAAAGCAAUCAAAGAACAAAGCGAUCAAGAAGUCAAUCUUCUUCAAGACAGCCUCAACAACAUCCGUACCGCCACUACUCGUCUCGAUCUCGCUUCUACAGCUCUUAAUGAUCUAUCUCUCCGACCUCCAGGGAAGAAAAUGCUGGUCCCGUUGACGGCUUCUCUUUAUGUUCCUGGAACCCUAGAUGAUGCCCAAAAAGUUCUGGUUGAUGUUGGUACUGGUUAUUUUAUUGAGAAAACAAUGGAGGAAGGGAAGGACUACUGCGAACGUAAAAUCAACUUGCUGAAAUCAAACUAUGACCAACUUUUGGAGGUGACAAGCAAGAAGAAAAGCAUAGCAGAUGAGGCAGCACUGGUGUUGCAAGGCAAACUGAAACAACUGGCCAGUCCAUCAUAGAUGUAUUCAUGGCAUCUUGUAAUGGUUUUUUUCUGUGUUUUAGCCCUUUUAAUUGUUUUUUUUUUUUUUAACUCAAGUUUGUUCUUGCUUGCAAUAUUCUUAUAAACAAACAUGUCCUUUUUUUAGAGAAUAGUAAUCAACUUUUUCUUUAGUGUUCCAAUCA
Messenger RNA from Helianthus annuus (common sunflower), 729 nucleotides. Its product is annotated as probable prefoldin subunit 5. Lineage: Eukaryota; Viridiplantae; Streptophyta; Magnoliopsida; Asterales; Asteraceae. Gene Ontology annotation, biological process: protein folding; regulation of DNA-templated transcription. The transcript has 4 exons. Gene Ontology annotation, cellular component: prefoldin complex; cytoplasm. The record is from RefSeq and is a predicted model, not a curated record. Bases 114 to 566 code for a protein of 150 amino acids.